GGUCUUUAUGGCAGAAAAUUCUGAGACCAAGGAGAUUGUGGCCAUUAAAGCGGCGUCCAAGAAGGAAGAUCCCAUCUUUGGCGGCUUCCCUGUGAGCCUUCUGCGAGAGAUCAACAUUCUGAGGAGCGUGCGACAUGAGAACAUUGUGCAAUUGCACGAGAUCGCACAGACACCUCAGGGGGAUCCCUUGAUCGUCAUGGAGUUCUGCCAAGCCUCGUUGCUGGAGCUGAUUCACAGCCCAAAGCACGACUUGAGCUUUUCGGAGAUCAAGUACAUCAUCCGCCAGGUGUUGGAUGCCACUGGUUGCCUUCAUCAGAGAGGUAUCCUGCACAGGGACUUGGCCACCAAGAAUGUGCUGUUCAACCUCAGUGGCGAGAUCAAGGUCUGUGACUUCGGCAUCUCACGAAUGGCCUUUGGGCAGGAUGAUGACCUAGGCUUUAUCUCCGCCAAGGGCUUGGAACCUCCCAACAUGAUCGUGUCGCUGCCCUACCGUGCCAUUGAGCUCUUGCUGGGCGAAUCGAAGUACGGCCCCAAGUUGGACAUUUGGUCCGUGGGCUGCAUCCUGGCAGAGAUCUUGCUGUGUCAAACUGGGCGCCGGAUACCUUUCUUCGGCGGGAGCUUGGAAAAUCCGAAUAAGAACCCCACGAUGUACGUGGAGGAGAUUUUCCAGAUCCUGGGGAAACCUACGGAUGAGACCUGGCCCAACCUCCACAAAUUGCCCUUGUUGAAGACCUACAACACCGGGAAGAUCUCCAGCGCCAAAGCGCACAAAGAGCAGGGCGAUGAGCGCGCCUUUUUGCGGCGUUUCUUCCGAUCACAAGAGGGGAAGCCUGCAGAUACCAAGUACUGCCUCACCGAGAGCUUCUUCGAGUUGUUGGCUGGCCUCUUGACGUUGUGUCCGGAUCAGCGCAUGACCGCCGCUGAGGCCUUGCAGCAUGCUUUCUUUACCAAGGAAAAGCCGGUGCCCGAGUGGCACGCCUGGCAUUGGGCCCUGGCCUCCGCGGAGAUUCCACGGGGAGACAAAAAGGCGAAGGUCGAUGAAGACGAGACGAAGAAACUCUUGAAACAACUCUCCAAAGAAGAACUCGGACAAGGAGAUGAGGAGAAGGGUCAGCAUGGUCACAAGGCAGUCCUUGAGAAGUGGAGGGAACAAGCUGAGAAGAGACAACAGGAGGAGCUGAAAAGAAGCUCCUCCACGAAGUCUGUGAAGGCGUCCCAGAUUAUGUUGCUGGCCUUUGACAAUGGUGGAAAUAUGGUCCUACGCCACCAUGAGCAACCACAGCUGGCAGAACAGCACCCGCUGCAACGCCCAUGGCAUUUGUCGCAGCUGCAUGGGCCGUUACGUCGAGAUCCAGAUCCUGGAAGAGGGUCGCUGGGACGACGGGGCGGAUUGGUGCGCUUGUGUGGUGAACGUCACUUUAACCCCCGAUGCCCCGGGGAGCGCUGCAGCUAUCGCCUGGUUCCCUUGGAUGUUCAGAGGGCCCUGGAACGCUCGGCGCGCGGCGAAGAAACCUGGCAGAAGUUCGAGCAGCUGCGAAGCGAGUGCCAUGCGGGGCGCUUGAAGGAGCUGCUGUCGGAGCAAGGCCCGGCGCCCGCCACAGCCUGGCUGCUGUCAGAGUGUCAGCCUUGCCCACGCUGCUUGACGCUGGUGCGGCGGGAG
Cladocopium goreaui is the source of this 1660-nucleotide messenger RNA. The record is from the annotation of a GenBank genome assembly. NCBI's taxonomy places the organism in Eukaryota, Dinophyceae, Suessiales, Symbiodiniaceae.